Molecule: messenger RNA, 7623 nt
Organism: Sorex fumeus (smoky shrew)
Lineage: Eukaryota; Metazoa; Chordata; Mammalia; Eulipotyphla; Soricidae
Gene: IL6ST
Product: interleukin 6 cytokine family signal transducer
Exons: 18
Coding region: 383-3166 (927 amino acids)
Biological process (GO): cytokine-mediated signaling pathway
Cellular component (GO): membrane; signaling receptor complex; external side of plasma membrane
Molecular function (GO): cytokine binding; cytokine receptor activity
Source: RefSeq, a predicted model, not a curated record
GGCUCCCGACGCGGAGUAGCGCGCGCCGGGUGUGCGGGGAGUCGUCGGGAGCGAAUCGGAGCCCGGGGCGAACCUCCGAGAGGGGAAGCGGGGGCGCGCGGUCGGAGUCCGGCCGCUGGCGAGCCAGAGUCCGCGGCUGAGCGGCCUACGGGGCCCGGCUGGGCGCCGAGGGAGCCGUGACGCCGUGGAGACGCGGAGCGGGGUUGCCGCGGCCUGAGUGAAAUAUUCAAUGAAAAUAACUUGGCCUUUGGAGUAGAAGAAAGACUUAAUUUCACAUUCCUGUUCCCUCACUUUAGUUUUGUGAUUUGACCAUUGACAGAGGAGAAAUUUUCAUCUAGUCUGAAGAAGUUAUUGCUGCUUAACACAUGAAAUACUUUGCAAGAUGUUGGCGUUUCAGAUUUGGAUAGUUCCUGCUUUGGCUCUUUUCCUCACCUCUGAAACUCUAGGUCAAUUUAUCGAAACAUGUGGCCAUAUCACUCCUGAAUCUCCAGUUACACGCAGUCCUGAAUCUCCAGUUAUUCAACGUGGUUCUAAUUUCUCUGCAGUUUGUGUACUAAAGGAAAAAUGUAUGGAUAGUUACAGUGUAAAUGCUAGUCAUAUUUUCUGGAAGAUAAACCGUGUUGUUGUUCCUCAAGAACAAUAUACCGUCAUAAAUAGAACGGCAUCUAGUGUCAAGUUCAUUAAUAUGUCAUCAAAUGUUCAACUCACCUGCAACAUUCGCAUAUUUGGACAGAUUGAUCAGAACAUUUAUGGAAUCAGAGUAACUUCAGGAUUACCCCCAGAAAAACCUAAAAAUUUGCGUUGCAUUGUGAAUGAAGGAGAAAACAUGAAGUGUCAAUGGGAUCCUGGAAGAGAAACUUAUCUAGAAACAAACUUCACCUUAAAAUCUGAAUGGGCAACGGAGAAAUUUGAUGAUUGUAAAACAAAACGUGGCGGCAAUCCCACCUCAUGCACUGUUGAUUAUUCUCCUGUAUAUUUUGUCAACAUUAAAGUUUGGGUAGAAGCGGAGAAUGACCUUGGGAAGGUUAUUUCAGAUCAUAUUGAUUUCGAUCCUGUGGAUAAAGUGAAGCCCAAUCCACCACAUAAUUUAUCAGUCACCAGCUCAGAGGAGCUUUCUAGUAUCUUAAAAUUGACAUGGAUCAACUCAAGUAUUCAGGAUUUUCUAAGACUGAAAUACAGCAUUCAAUUCAGAACCAAAGAUUCUUCAACUUGGAUCCAGGUUCCUCUUGAAGAUACACCAUCCACCCGAACGUCGUUCACUGUUCAGGACCUUAAACCUUUUACAGAAUAUGUGUUUAGAAUUCGUUGUAUGAAGGCUGAUGGCAAAGGAUUCUGGAGUGACUGGAGUGAAGAAGCAAGUGGGGUCACAUAUGAAGAUAGACCAUCAAAGGCACCAAGUUUCUGGUAUAAGAUUGAGCCAUCCCAUACUCAUGGCUAUAGACCUGUACAACUCAUAUGGAAGACUUUGCCUCCUUUUGAAGCAAAUGGAAACAUCUUAGAUUAUGAAGUGACUCUCACAAGAUGGAAGUCGCGUUCACAAAAUUACACAGUUAAUGACACCAAACUGAAAGUAAACCUCACGGAUGAUCGCUAUAUAGCCACUCUGACAGCAAGAAAUCUGGUUGGCAGAUCGGAUGCAUCUGUUUUAAGUAUUCCUGCUUGUGACUUUCAAGCUACAAAACCUGUAAUGGAUCUUAAAGCAUUUCCCAAAGAUAACAUGCUUUGGGUAGAAUGGACUGCUCCAGAUGAAUCUGUAAACAAAUAUAUAAUUGAGUGGUGUGUGUUAUCGGAUAAAUCACCCUGUAUCACCGACUGGCAGCAAGAAGAUGGUGCUAUCCAUCACACCUAUUUAAGAGGGAAGCUAGAGGAGAGCAAAUGCUACUUGAUAACAGUUACUCCAGUAUAUGCUGCUGGACCAGGAAGCCCCGAGUCUAUAAAGGCAUACCUUAAACAAGCUCCACCUUCUAAAGGACCUACUGUUCGGACCAAAAAAGUGGGGAAAAAUGAAGCUGUCUUAGAAUGGGACCAACUUCCUGUUGAUGUUCAGAAUGGAUUUAUCCGAAAUUAUACUAUCUUUUAUAGAACCGUCAUUGGAAAUGAAACUGCUGUGAAUGUAGAUUCAUCCCACACAGAAUACACACUGUCAUCUUUGACUAGUGACACUUUGUACAUGGUACGAAUGGCAGCGUAUACUGACGAAGGUGGAAAGGAUGGUCCAGAAUUCACUUUUACUACACCCAAGUUCGCUCAAGGAGAAAUUGAAGCCAUCGUUGUACCUGUUUGCUUAGCAUUCUUAUUAGUAACCCUUUUGGGAGUAUUAUUCUGUUUUAAUAAGCGAGAUCUAAUUAAAAAACACAUCUGGCCUAACGUUCCAGAUCCUUCAAAGAGCCAUAUUGCCCAGUGGUCACCUCACACACCUCCAAGGCAUAAUUUUAAUCCAAAAGAUCAAAUGUAUUCAGAUGGCAAUUUCACGGAUGUUAGUGUUGUGGAAAUAGAACCAAAUGACAAAAAGCCUUUCCCAGAAGAUCUGAAAUCAUUGGACCUGUUCAAAAAGGAAAAAAAUAGUACCGAGGGACAUAGCAGUGGAAUCGGAGGGUCUUCAUGCAUGUCAUCUUCUAGGCCAAGCAUUUCCAGCAGUGAUGAAAAUGAAUCUGCACAAAAUACUUCUAGCACCGUCCAGUAUUCCACUGUGGUGCAUAGUGGUUACAGACACCAGGUCCCAUCUGUUCAAGUCUUCUCAAGAUCUGAGUCCACCCAGCCCUUGCUGGAUUCUGAGGAACGCCCAGAAGAUUUGCAGUUAGUAGAUAAUGCUGACAGUGGUGAUGGCAUUUUGCCUCGACAGCAGUAUUUCAAACAGAACUGCACUCAACAUGAAACCAGCCCAGAUAGUUCACAUUUUGAAAGGUCAAAACAAGCUCCUUUAGUCAACGAGGAAGAUUUUGUUAGACUCAAACAACAGCAGAUUUCAGAUCAUAUUUCACAGUCUUAUGGAUCUGGGCAGAUGAAAAUGUUUCUGGAAGUUUCUGCAGCAGACGCCUUUGGUCCAGCUACUGAGGGGCAAGUAGUGAAUUUUGAAACAGUUGGGAUGGAGGCUGCAGUUGAUGAUGGAAUGCCGAAAAGUUACUUACCACAGACUGUCAGAAGAGGUGGCUACAUGCCUCAGUGAAAGACUAUCUCCUGUUACAACUUCUGGAUUACCUGUUAACUGAAGCUAAAAACAUUUUAUCUGGAAUUUCAGAUAAAAGAAUCUUCACUAAUUGAAGAUGAUCAUUUUGCCCUUAAGGACAAAAAUGUACUGAACCUUCCCGUGGGCUAUUUCCAUUCCAGGUGAUCCAGAGUCUACUUUAAGCACUACACAAACUGACUUCAUCCUCUGAAGAGCUGAAUGACUUUGUGCUGUUCAGGAUGUUUGCACUGAAGUAAAACAGAAAGCUUGUGUAAAAUGUAUAAAGUAAAACUUACCUGAAAAAUAGAGGGUAUUUAAGUAAUCAGCAGUGAUUAAACGUGGUGGGCACAGCUGACUUUCAUGAGAAUAGUCAUCAAGUAAAGCAGUUUAGGGAGAGUUCAUAUUAAAAAAAAAAAAAGUAGAAGAACAAGGUCUACACCCUCUGCCUCAGCUGACAACAGGGGUCCAGAAGACAUCACUGUGAGCCCAGCCUUUGUUGUCUUAACUCUUAUGUAGUCCUAUCAACAUAGAAUACUUGCUAUUUUCCAUUGGUAAUAAUGCUACCAGAUACUAGAGAAAAGGAAUUCUGGAACUUAAUUGACCAGAUUAAAAAUAUGCAUCUUUUGUAUAUCACAUAAUUACCAAUCUCACUGGAUUUUGAAAAUUUGCUUUCUCUCUUUAUUGACAACCUUUUUUUAAGUUCUGUUUCACACUCGGCAGGAGUCAGGUAUGAACGCCACAAAUAGUCACCGGUAUUUCAGAAGUUGUUUGCCGUUAUGAAGGCCAUUAUAAAAUAACAUUUUCAAUAUAUCAUAUGUGAACAUUAUUGACUUUCCUUGUUACUACUUCACAGUAUUCAAUAGAUGAAGCACUUUAUACAAUAUUCCUUUAGCAUAAAGUUUCCCGGUUCUCACUCCCUAGUGCUAGGGAUUAAACCCAGGGCCUCAACAAACAAGGCAAGUGCUCUACCCAUUAUUUGUUUGUUCAUUGUUUUUUGUUACUGUGGUGCCAGGGAUCAAAGGACCUUAUACAUGCAGGCAAGUGCUCUGCUCUUGAAAUACAUCCCUGACCGCCAUCCCCAGUUUUUUAAAUAUGCUUUGUUUUUGUUUUUCAAUAAGCCAACAUUGAAAUUUCCACUUUUUUCUAAUGCAUGUUUGCAAGAAGCUAAGUUAGAAGAUUUGGGCUAUAUUCAACAAAACAAACACAUCCUCAAAAAUGUAAAUAUUGAUCUUAAUAAGUGUGACAGCAAAUACCCUCAUUGUAGAGACACUUAUUGGAAAAAGUAUUUGAAUAGCUACCAGUUCUGCAUUAGGUGGACCUUAGUUUUACCUGGUGACUUAGGAACCUCAUUCCACGUGUUCUGUUCUUGACUGAAGAAAUGAGCUGGGCCUCCAGUUUACUGCUGAAGACACUUUACAUUUAUGUUAUCCCCUUAACUACCACGUUUGAUGUGGAAGCAGGGGCUAAAGAUAAAAGCUAAGGAAGGAAAAAAUAGUUGUAAAACAUUAGUGGUUGACGACUACUGCCCAGUGAACUAGGAAAAAAAUUGAUUUUGUUUUUUUGCCUAUUUGGAUUACUAAGCUAUAUAUGUCAUAUGUGCUUUCCGUAUUUGGAAAACUAAGCUCAAAGUAAUUUGUAGAGGUUCUUGAAGGGUUUUUUUUUUAAGUUGGUGUACAUUUGCAGUUGAAGUAGAAUGUUCACAUUUGACUGUUGUACUUUUGUCCUUUGCUUUCUUCUAUUUACAUAAUGUCUACUACUCACAGUUCUUUCACCUAGAUGGUCUUUUUUUGUGAAACUAGCAGAUGCCUUAUUCUGAUGUAACCAGUUCACUUUAGGCAGAAUAAACAUGAGAUUGGUAAAAUGACAGAAUUAGAUGAGAAAAAUUAGGCAACAGAAGUCAAAUAGGGGCAGACCCCCAACCUCACACUACAGGAUAAAGCUUUAAUUGUUCAACAUGUGCUAAUCCAGAUCAGGAUGAGAUUUUCUUGUUAAAUCUUUAUCAAUAAAUUUAUAUUUAUUAAUUUUCUGUUUCUUACUAAGUGGUCCUAUUUAGCCUUCUUUGUAACAAUGUUGUGAAGAGCAUUCUAGUGUGAAGUUUGUAAACUGUGGGGAAGGAAUUAUAAAAUGUGAAUUUAUGAUCUAAGGAAAGAGAUUCAUUUUUAUUCUUUUUUUAAUUUUUUUGGGGGGGUCUACAUCUGGCAGUGCUCAGGGGCUACUCCCAGCUCUGUGCUCAGGGGUCACUCCUGGCAGAGCUCAGGGGAUCAUGUGGUGCUGGGAAUCUAACUACAGCUCCAGCAUACAAGCUCAGCCUUAUUAAGCCAUCUCUGACCCCAGGAGUUUCAUUUUCUAAAAGGACAUCAUGCAAGCAAAUUUCUAUCUUGUAACUUGUAUAGGUGUUUCAGUGUCCACCAUUGGACUUUGAUUGUCCUCAAUGUUCAGUGUCCACCAGCACUUUAAAUAUACUAAAUGGAUAUAGUCACUAGUUACUGUACAAACCUCCAUUCAGGAAAUACACAUGCCCGAGAGAGAAGGAAUUAUGAAACUUGUUUUAAGUACAGAAUUACUUUCUUAAAGCAUAUUGAUGUUAUGAUGCAUGCUAGUUUUCCUUUAGGCAGGCAGAGAAACAAACUUGGUUUUUGUUUAUGUGAAAUUUUACAAAUUAAUGGAUUUAUUACCCAUUGAGUUACUAGUAUCCCAAAAUUUUAAAUUCUGAAACAUCAAAAAACAGCCUUUUUAUAUACAAAACUAAUUUGAUUCCUUAUAUAGCUGCCUUUGAAUUUAACAAGCAUGUUACAUUUAUUGCUAUUAUAAUUGACUAUUAGUUGCUGGUGGUUUUGGUUUCCUACCCUCAUAAUGCUGGAUAACUAUUGGAAAAUCUUAUCAACCAUCAAACUCACAGAAAGAGAAAUUGAAUCCUUUUUAGCAUGGAUCAGAGGGCUGUCAAUCUCCCCCUCACCAUUUUAGUAUAGUGACGGGAGGUGAGAAAGCAAAAAUAUUCUGAGUUCUUAUUCUUCUCUAAUUUGUUCAUUGAAUAUAAAUCUUGUUCCUGAGAUUUUAAAGCAGCCAUUCCAUAAUCUAACAUACUGUGAAGUUAAAAGUGGCAUAUACUUUUAAAACAUUAAAGCUCAUAUUUAAAGCAAAAUCAAAAUUUAAAGAUAUCUUUUCUCCCAAUACCAUUACAAUCCUGACAUAAAUAGAGAAGUAGACUAUAGAAUUCCCUAAAAUUUUUGCUAAUUGACAUACAUUGACAAGUUGGUCAAGUGGGAGAUAUAUUAGAGUCCACAUCUCACUCCUCUAAUUUUAAGAACAAAUUUCUAAAUCCUAUACUCCAUUUCAGAUCAUUUUUAUUAGGAAUGGGUAAGAUAUAAAACUGCUACAUUAGGUUAAACUUUUAAAGAUUUAUGGAAUAACUCUGGGUUGUAUAGGUUGUAUUAGGUUCUGUUUCCCAGGUAAGAUAAAGAUUUGUGGUUUUUUUUUUUUUGCACUUAUGUAUAAUUUAAGAAACUCUGGUGCCAUAAAAUGGCAAAAUAUGUAGAAUUAGUGUAAAACUGAGUUUGACAUAGAUGCCGAGGAGAUUUCAACUGUAGCAAACUUACAGUCUAAUCCUUUUUUAGACUGUUUCUGACAGCAGUUUCUUUUCAGACUAUUUGUAAAUAGAAUUCAGAUGUAAGUCAGAACAAGUUUCCAAAGCCAGUGUAAUAUUCUGAGAUUAAUCUAUUUUUUGAGGAUAUUGCUAAGAGUAUGUGCAUUUAGCAUGAUAUUCUAGUAUACAUUGUACGUUAAAAUUUUUUUAAAGGCAGCUCAGGGUGAGCUCUUCUAUUACCUAUUUGCUGCAAAAUUUUAAAGGGCUUUUUGUAGUCAGUUCCUUCACACUGAUUAACUUCAUUACCCUGUCGAUUCUUUAAAGUUGCUAGAUCAAAAUGACAAUGCAGUUGAGGAAGGUCAAUGGUGAUAGAUGUUCUAGAUCUUUUAUCCUUUAACACAAUCUGUGUCUGAAUGAUAACUACAUUUUUCUAAUGCUAUUACGUGAAUUCCAUAAUGUGAGUGUUGGAAUAAAGGGAUAUUUUAAUGGUAGAUAUUUGAAAAUUCUUUAGUCUUAAUGUGUAUCAGUUUUGAAUAAUAUACUCUAAAAGUAAGUGUGCAAUUUGCUUGUAUUAUAGUGUAGUAAUUAGCACUAUGUAUGUUUCCCAUUCAUAUCGUAGCUAUGUCCCAUUUACUUCUAUGUGCAAUUCUUUCAAGUUCCCUUGCUAUACUUACUGCUCACCUAGUCUAACUUUAUAAGAAGGCUUGUCUAGAGUACUGUUGUAUUUUUACAUUUACAGUGAAUUGCAUGUACUCAUUGUAACCACAGAUACUGUUUUUACAUUUUUAUGUUGACAGAACUCGAUAAAUUUUCUCAUAUAUCAGUUUUAAUUCUUUAAUUUUACUGAAUAAACUUUUGUUCACAUUUGUGUGUG